AGAAGAUCUAAAUUCUGAAGUCUUCACCCUUCGAUUGGUCAUCCAAUUCGAUUCGGCUUAUAAAUUAUUGUUAAUAUAAAUACAGCCUCAUCAAACUAUAUUGGUCGUCGACUUCGAUUCGGCUUUAUAAAUUAUUUCAAAACCCUAGAUAGAUUGUUCUAGUCGGCGAAGGCAAGAGAGGCGCCAUGGCGGAACACUUGGCAUCUAUAUUCGGUACAGAGAAGGACAGAGUGAACUGCCCUUUCUACUUCAAGAUCGGGGCCUGCAGGCAUGGCGACCGCUGCUCAAGGCUUCACACGAAACCUACCAUCAGCCCCACCCUUCUGCUUUCCAACAUGUAUCAGCGUCCCGACAUGCUCGCCUCUGGCACAAUCGAUCCCCAGGCACAGAGCAACCUCGAUCCCCGCAAGAUCCAGGAUCACUACGAGGAUUUCUAUGAGGAUUUAUUUGAGGAGCUGAGCAAGUAUGGUGACAUUGAGAGCUUGAACAUCUGUGAUAAUUUGGCUGACCACAUGGUUGGGAAUGUUUAUGUCCAGUUUCGGGAGGAAGACCAUGCUGCAAACGCUCUUCAAAAUUUGAGUGGAAGGUUCUAUGCAGGGCGUCCAAUCAUUGUGGACUUCUCUCCAGUUACGGAUUUUCGUGAAGCUACGUGCAGACAAUACGAGGAGAACGUAUGCAAUCGUGGUGGCUACUGCAACUUCAUGCAUCUGAAGAAGAUUAGUAGGGAACUGAGGACACGGUUAUUUGGGAGAAACAGGCGAAGACACAGCAGGUCUCGUAGUAGAAGCAAUAGUCCACAUAGGCACCGUGGUUAUGGGGAUCGUGGCCGUGGUGGCCGGGGAUAUGGUCGAAGAGAUGAUGAGAGAGAGAAUAGGUACCAUGAGAGAGGUAGGAGGCCAAGAAGCCGAAGUCCUGGACAUAGGGGUAGACGAAGCAGAAGCCCUGGGGCAAGGAGGAAUAGAAGUCCAGUUAGGGAGAACAGUGAGGAAAGAAGGGCCAGGAUUGAGCAAUGGAACAGGGAAAGGGAGCAACCAGAAUCUGCUGAUAAAAUUGAUAAUAGUUACAAUGAUGAUGAUAAGAAUGGCGGCAAAUUUGCAAUGAAUGGGGGUUUUGUUGAUAAUCCUUCGCAGCAAUAGCGGUGUUGUGGUACAUCUGCUGGCAUGAUCAGAAUUCUCUGGUUUGUUCCUGUUUUCUUUUAUUGAAUUGAUACUGGAAUUUGUUUUUUCUUGAAUCUGAAUUAAAGAUAAUACCACAUUUUAAAUUUGAAGAAAAAAGCCCAUUUAGAAUGCAUAGCUUACUGGGGAUUUCCACUGUGCAGGUGGAGUACAGGUCCACUUUCAUGUGUUAUUGAUAGUAAAAUUCUGUUUUAUGCCUCUUAUUUCUCUUACCUCUCCUCAAUUAAGGGGGAAAGCAUUUAGGAUUUUUCCUCGUUGUCCUCCUUUAGAAAUUACAUCAUGGUAGUUGGUAGGUGAUAUCUAUCGUUUUCUGAAAAAUGUAUAAGGUGUUGAUAGUGUUCCACUUCUUGAAAAUGCUUACCUAAUCUGCAUACUUCUCCUGAUGUCACAAUGGAAUGACUAUUGAAGCCAAGGAAAGAGAAUUCCCAAAUUGGUACUCUGUGUUGUACUACAUUUGGCCCUUGAAUAUAUGAUUUUACGACCAUCAAAUUACAUUAUUUUACCAGUCUUUUCACAAAUGUUUAAUUCCGCAGAAAUUAUUUUUUUUCUCAGGAAAUUCCACUGGGUCAUUGGAAUUUUAGCGAAUUUCAUUUGGUAGAGAUGCUUGACUUUUUCAUUGAUAGUUUUUGGCUUUAGCUUUUGCUCCCUUUCUUGUAACAAUCCUCUUGGGGCUCUUUGCUUAGCGUAUGUGUAUAUUUUGUUUCUGCCCCUCGGUGGUGCUUUGAUAAAAAUUUUACCAUUUAAGAAAAAAACUGUUUCCAUGGUGAAUUUGAUACUAGCAUUCUUGUUUCUUAGCUUUUGCAUGAAAUAUUAAGGAAUUUUCAUUGAGAUAGAGCACCUUCUCAGUCUCCUGGUAGAGAUAGAAGAGGCUUUAUCAAUGCAUAUUUUCCUGUGUUCAAUAGUUAAAUGAUGAGGAGGGCAAUGAGGAUGAAGUCUUAUAGGGAACCCAUGAUUGUUGUUUUCUUUUUGUCAAUUUCCUUUGGUAGUUGUGAUCUUACGGACUUUACGAGUUUUGCAGGUUCAGGCUUUCUUGCUUUCAUGGAUCGGGCCUCAACCUUUUAUGUCUGCUCACCUUGAUAUUUGUAUACAGGUUGGAUGUCAUAUGCUGAGCAUGUUUGCAGGACUUUGAUGUAAUGUAGUAGAAAUGUUGAGGAAGUACCGAAGGGAAAAUUAGCCGAAGAAUACUCGACUUGGCGAAAUCUUUCCGACAACGGCGAUAAGUUCUGAAAAGCAGCAGCAAUUUAACUCUUGUUAUAGACUAUUAGAUUUGAAAGACUUUUUGCCCCUCCACACCCCCCCCCCCUUCUUUUUUUCAGGAACCCCACUCUUCAUGCUUUUCGAUUUGGAUGUGUUGAUUUUAUCUUUGCUACUGUGAGUUUGUAACUUAAAUAUGUAUGCAGCCUGCCAUUGCUGUCUGGAAAUCUGGAACUGAUUUUCAAUCUGUAAUCCAAUAAAUCACUAAACAUGAUGUGCUCAAUAGGUAA
Molecule: messenger RNA, 2659 nt
Organism: Tripterygium wilfordii
Lineage: Eukaryota; Viridiplantae; Streptophyta; Magnoliopsida; Celastrales; Celastraceae
Product: splicing factor U2af small subunit B-like
Exons: 5
Coding region: 186-1136 (316 amino acids)
Biological process (GO): mRNA splicing, via spliceosome
Cellular component (GO): U2AF complex; spliceosomal complex
Molecular function (GO): metal ion binding; pre-mRNA 3'-splice site binding
Source: RefSeq, a predicted model, not a curated record